Messenger RNA from Pseudomyrmex gracilis, 1542 nucleotides. Its product is annotated as trichohyalin-like. The record is from RefSeq and is a predicted model, not a curated record. The transcript is spliced from 3 exons. NCBI's taxonomy places the organism in Eukaryota, Metazoa, Arthropoda, Insecta, Hymenoptera, Formicidae. The coding region runs from base 309 to 1397 and encodes 362 amino acids.
UGUGAUCAUACUUUGAGGUCAUGUCAAUAGUUAAUACGAGUUCAGUCGCGGGAUUGUAGCGACACGUAAACUCUCGUACAUUGCGUACGCCGCGUGGCAGCGUGUUUCAAUUCGUUACUCUCUUAGAUUCGACUUGAGAUCUGCGUUAUAUCGGCUACAAAAAUCCGUGGCGCGUCAGUGUUAUCGGGAUAUCAACAACGUAAAAAGAUAUAAAGAGCAAUUGCUACCUGAAAAGAGAUAGUGUCGCGCUAGACUCUACAAAAACUUGAGGUGUAAUCUAAAUUGUGAACUCGAAGAAAUAUAACACAAUGAGAUUGUGGUUACUGUUGACUGCGCUUUUAUUAAUCACGAUACUUGUGUCGGAGACUUUCGCAGAAAAAUCGAACGAUGUGAAAUCCGCGGACAGCGAUAACAUGACGGAAAAGAAAACCGAUGUGGAACAUCAUUCAAGAGAUGAAAAUACACUGGAAAAAAAACUCAAAAACAGAAAAAGAAAAAGCACAACGAACCACGACAACGAGAGACCGGCCGAAAAGUAUUCGAAAUUAAAAAAUUUGUAUAAAUCGAAAGAGAAGUCAAAGAAUAAACAAAAUAAACAAAAAGAGGACGGUGAAGUAAUAAUUAAAGACAAAAAUAGAAGUAUCAAACGAGAAUAUGACGCCUUCCGAGACACUGAGAUUCGCCAAAAACCAAAAAAGAACCAAAAAGAAGAAAACAAGAAGAAGUUGAAAAACAUUAAGGGAGUAGAAAACAUUGAGAAACGAGAAAGAAAAACGAAGGAAAAGAGUUCAUCAUCGAAAAAUUCUGUAAACGGCCGAGAUAUUAUCGAUAAGAAAACAAACGAUAAGAAUUUCAAGAAGAAAUCGGAAAAUAUUGAAAAAAUAGAAAACGAGAAACAAGAAAUUAGAAAGGAGCCGAGAUUAACUCGUUCCAUAACGAAAGAUUCGAAUAAAACGACUAAUACGAAAAAAGAAGAAAAGAAAAUGAUGACAUUAGCAGAUCUUGAGGAAGAAAUGAAUACAAAGGAGUGGGAAAUUUUUGAUCCGGCAGAUGAUCCACCGAAAAUCAGGCAAAAAAGAAUAAAGCGUUCGAAAGAUUCUGAAAACGAUCAAAAUAAUGUCGAUGAGAAAACUAAGAAUUCAAAUUCGAUAAGAAAGAUAAAAGAGAAAGAAAAAGAAGAGUCUAAGAAUACAAAAGCUGAAGAAGUCGAAUUAUCAAAAGAGGAAGAAGUCGAAGAGAAGAAUCAGAAAGAACCGCAAGAACAUAUCACUAAUCUGAUCGAGGAAGAAACGCCUGUGAAGUUGAAAGAAAUUGAGGACGAGGACGAGGUCGCUAAAGAAGAUGAGAGUAGCGAAGAAAAUUGCUCAGCGGUAUCAGAUGAAGAAUUAAAAGAUUGAUAAGUUCAACACCUCUUGAUAUUAAGAUCUCAAACAACAUAAAAAAAAGAUGUUCAUAAAUAUUUUUUGUUUGUUAGAUUAAAUUUAUUUAUUUUUUUUUUAUCUACAUUAAUCUGUUUUAAACAACUUCAAGAAUGUGUAGUUA